AAUUAAAAAAAAUCUUUUGUUUCAGAUGCGAAAAUUUGUUCACGAGGCUCACACUUCAGCUAUAACACUUGGCAUUAUGUUUCCGAUUUUAGAAACCAUUUUUACAUUUAUCGUCAAUAAUUUGAACCAACAUAGCCAACUGAAUUCUCUAAUCGUUGGAAACUUGAACAAAGUAAUUAACGAAAGGAGAAUGAAUCCUGAUUUGCGGAGCAUGGAUGUACUUCAACUUAUGCUCGACUCUAGCGAGGAAGAUAGCAAAAGUAGCACAAAAUUGUCGACAAAAGAAGUCGUAGCAAAUGCAUUCUUGGUUGUGAUUGGUGGAUACGAAACUACUUCUACUGCUCUUGCUUUCACACUUUAUUUGCUGGUGAAGCAUCCAGAUAUUCAAGAACGCCUUUUCGAAGAAAUUGACCAAGCUCCUGAUAACAACUACACAACACUUCAAG
Parasteatoda tepidariorum (common house spider) is the source of this 446-nucleotide messenger RNA. The record is from RefSeq and is a predicted model, not a curated record. NCBI's taxonomy places the organism in Eukaryota, Metazoa, Arthropoda, Arachnida, Araneae, Theridiidae.